This is a messenger RNA of Rhineura floridana, 6121 nucleotides long. RefSeq lists its product as uncharacterized. The coding region runs from base 232 to 1824 and encodes 530 amino acids. NCBI's taxonomy places the organism in Eukaryota, Metazoa, Chordata, Lepidosauria, Squamata, Rhineuridae. The record is from RefSeq and is a predicted model, not a curated record. The transcript has 14 exons.
GCGAGGCGGUGAGCCGGUUGUUUCCCCUCCUCUCUCUUCUACGUCCUGCGUCUUUCUUUCUCCUCCCGCAAGCCUUUCCUCCUCGCAGCAUCCGCGGCCGAUACCUGAGGAAAAGAAGACGGCUGUCUAACCGGAUGAGCUAAGGAUGGGAGCUCAGCAUGUGACCAGAGCCAGCUCUGAAGCAAGAUAAAGCAACUGUGAAAGAGCCCGUUCUGAUAGCCCCACAUUGAAAUGGGAGGCAAAAGAACUGCUGAGGAAUAUCAAAUGAGCCAGAAUUCACACCCUGAUGGAGACCCUGAGGCGGAGGAACCUUGUCUGCAGACAUGUGAGCCAGAGGACCAACCUGGAGAUGUGAAAACAAUGACAGUGACCAAUAGGUGCUGCCGCCGCCGCCGAGACCAGUGCUUCAAAAAUUUGUGCUCCCCUGCAGCAUGGCCGAUCAUCCACAGAAAAGAAUUUCUAUGGUGUCUCAUAGCUGUCCUCAUCAUCGCCAUCAUUGCCCUUCUAGUAGCUUAUUCUAUUCUUAUUCAACAAAGAAAUAGAGCAAAUCAAUCAGGCUCUGACUCUGUUUCUUCUGAAUUGUGCCCACGUAACUGGAUUGGGUAUCGUAACAAGUGUUACUUCUUCUCGGUGGAAGAAGGGAAUUGGACAUCUAGCCAGAACUUCUGUUUAUCCCACAAUGCUUCUCUUGCUCGAAUUGAAGCUGAUGAAGAGGAUUUUCUGAAACCUGUUGCUAGCAAGGGUAUCUAUUGGAUUGGCCUCCAAGGAGAUCAUGACUGGAAAUGGCUAAAUGGAGAUAAGUCAACGUUCAAAGUCCUCGGAGAAGGAGGAAACUGUGCUUUUUGGGAUGCAUUGGAAAGCCAACCGAGAGCCUCAAGGUGCAGCUCACCACAUCAAUGGUUCUGCAGCUGCGCCUUGAGGCAGCAGGAAAAAGGAGAGUCCAGGCACAAAGGAGAAGAAGGAGACAGUGGGCAGAAAAGAGAUCCACCCACCUUCUCCAAAGAAGAUGCAGACCCCCAGCAGGUCCUUCCUUUUUCUGGUUUCUCCUCACCUAUGCCUGCCUUCUCCUCCUACACAUCUCCCCCUGAAAGCCCCAGAUCGCUCUGGGCUGCCCAGCCUGACCUGCGACUAUCCAGGCUGUCUCAACCUGACUCGACUGACACCCAGAUUCCCCCUCCCCUGAAAAGACCUGCAGCCCUCCUGAGGAUGGAAAGGGAGAAUCAGCUACUUCAGAACAACAUGGAGCUGAGGAGGAGCAACAAUCCCUGUGUAGCAGCAGCACAUGAAGGAAAUGAGGGCACCAACAGAGGGAAUCAUCCCGUCACCCUCAUCUUCAUCCUCACCCUCAUCCUCAUUCUAGUUUUGUGUGCAGUGACUCAGCAAUGCCCUGCUGUGGAUGUCCCUCUGCCACCUAUCCAAGCAUGUCCAAGUCUCUGGAUCAACUAUGAGGGGAAAUGCUACUUUUUCUCUGAGGAAGAAACAGACUGGACCUCUGGCCGGAGUUUUUGUGCUUUUUAUGGUUCCACCCUGGCUGUGAUUGAGAGUGAGCAGGAAAAGGCAUUCAUUCUGCGUUACAUCAUGGAUACAACUGGUCACUGGAUUGGCCUCUCAAAGGACUCCACCCAAACCUGGAAAUGGGCAGAUGGGCAAGAAUUCAAAAAUACGUUGGAGGUGAAGGGAAAAAGUGGAGACUGUGCAUUUCUGAACACUGGUUUUGCCAUGUCCUCGGACUGCCAGGUAAAAAGAAACUGGAUCUGCAGCCAGCCUGAUACUUAUACGAGGAGCCUCUGCAGGAGAGCGAAGAGCUGGUGGAGCCUUUGGUAAAACAGGUUAAAGUCCUGCCCCCCAAGCAAUUAGGACCCCUGAAAAUUGAUUAAGGAAAAAUGGAUUUCUUUCCCUUUAUUCACCUACAGCAGGUAUUAAAAGCAAAGCCUGUGGGUAGGGAAAAGCAGAGAGGUCAACGUCACCUCUCUGCAAAAUUCCUGAGCAAUCACUCCGAGCCAAGAAAUGGCUAGAAGCGUGACGGAACAUCAUUAAUUUAGUAUUGGUUAAGAUUAAUAUAUUUUUACUAUUUGAUCUUGGAGGUUUCUGAGCUCUCCUAUUGAAAAGCAAAAUACUUCAGUUAAAAGAAAUCUUUAUAAAGGGAAAUUAAGUAGAUAGACAUUUUAGCUUGAUACUGAUUUUAUUAUGGCAGGAUGUAUUCCAUAAAAUCAUUAAGUGUGUUCUUGAGGUAAGGGGUAUUUUGAGAUGGGCUGCCUUUCUGCAUUUCUCUGUGUUUUAUGGAGAAGUGGCUGGCUCAGAUUUACCCUUUUUCCUUUUCUGUAUUCCCUAAUCAUUCUUUUUCUUAUAUCCUUUAUAUUAUGUGGCUUUUGGUUAUGGUGAGUUAACAUUAAUCUUUCUCUAUAGUAAGGUAGUAAGAGGAAUUUUCACAUGGAACUCCCAGUCACUCUAGGGAGAGCCAGAUUUGGCUUGUAGUCAUGACUUCACCCAAGGAACAUGCUGUUUUGUCCUAAGAAAUGUUCCUUGACCAGCUUGAAUGAUCAGGAGCCAUGAUAGAAAGGAAUGUAAUAGUACACAUAGGUUUCAGAACAGUACAGAAUCAUCAGUAAUGUAUAACAGUUGAAUAGUGGUAAAUCAGUGAAAGGGACAGGUUGACAUCAAUGAACACAAUGGGAGAUGGGAGGCAUGAAUAUGCAUGUAUUCAUUUUAAUAAAGUUAUCUGGUUUGUUGGAAAUAUUUCAAGAGGGAAGAACUAUUACCAGAGCUUGGAAGAUUACUUUUAAAAAGUAAUAAGUUACAGUUAUAUGGCCCAAAAAAGUAGUAAUUACCGUUACAAUUACAAUUGCUCUGAAAGUAACUGAUUACUUUACUUUUCCUCCAAAGUAAUCACUACAAUUACAUUUCAGUUACUUUUUAAAAAAAGCCUACAAGGUGCUGGCCUUGGCUCCUGCACAUCUAAGUAGCCUAAAACAACAUUAAAAAUAAACAAACACAUACAGAGGUAGUAGAAUAAUUAUUUUUAUUCAUAAGAUAGCAAUGGUGGUCUCUCCGCUGGUAAGGGUGGUGGGGAGGGAGGCUGAGGCCAUUACUCAGAUCUUUGCACGUCAAACCAAGUGCAACCCCCCCACUCAGCCAGCCAGCAUAAUUUCUCUCACUUAACCACCUCCCAGACCCUGCCCUGCCACCAACUAAGGGACACUCACUCAAACGAACAUUUUCCCCUGAGAUGCAAAAAAAUUAAAAUACUGCAAAUGCAGCCCAGUAGCCAGAAAGGGUGGUGGAGGCCACUUUGUGUGCCAAGCGCAAACACAGUAUUCCCUCCCUCCCUCUCUCACACACACACACGUGUCAUCUUUCACCUCCACAGUUCUUUAUCUCCAUUCUGCUGCUGCCUUCUUCUCCUUUAUCCAUGUUCUUGACCUCGAGAUCCUUUUUCCCUCCACUCCAUUCUUCACCACCACCAUCCAUUUUUUAAAAUAAUUGUUUUCUCCACUCCACCCCGUCUCACUCUCCGCCUCCUCCCUCGUCACCUCCUGCCCAUCCACAGAGCAUGAGGAAAGAGCGACGCUGCACAGAAGCCCAGUUUGAGGCACAUGAUUUUCAUCCACAAAUCAGAGGAGUAGAAGACUUCCCCUGCUCCCCCCCCAAGUAAUGCCCAAAAGUAAUUCUGGAAACGUUACAAUUACUCCACAAAAGUAGUAAAAUUACUCCUAGUUCUAUUACAAUCAAAAUGUAAAGGAAUUACCCACUCGUUACUCAAAAAAGUAAUGAAUUACAAGUAAUUCGUUACUUGUAACUAGUUACUUCCAAGCUCUGACUAUUACAAACAACUUGGAGGAUUGGUUAAAUCAUGUUCACAUGUUGUAAUGGUAUCCUAUAAAACAUCUGUGCACACUAUAUUUCUUUGCAGCCCCUCUUGGAUACUUCCUGGAUGUGUUCUGGGGGGACUGACCUUGCAUAUGCUUGUUUUAUUUAUUUUAAAUAAAGGCCUACCUUUUUUGCUCCAAGCAAAGAUCCCACAGGAGAAUAAUUACAAUUUCUCCAUCAAAUGGGCCUCUCCAAACAUCCUGUUUAUUGUGCUUUCAUGAUGGUGCUUUCAAUACUAACUGCACCUGCAAAAAUUUCAGGGCAGUCAUACUGCUUCCUUUCCAGUCAGUGCAUGUCCUAUACUACCUGCUGAAAUCUUGUAAUAUUUCAUAUCACAAACAUUCUGGGGUUUUUUGUCCCACUUUUGUUGCACUAUAGUCCUUUCAGACAGCAAUAAUGUAGCAUUGGGAAAGCAUGACGGAAGAAAUGAUAAAGCAGAAUAAGAUGCCUUCAAGUGCUCCUGGAUGACACUGAUUAUCUGCAUGUACUUCAAUGUGGAACUAGGCCUGGCUUUAGGAAUGAAUCAGGGUAGAGACACACUUACCGUUGUGCUGUUCCAGUGUGUCUCUAUCUCUCUUUUCUCAAACCGGGGGGGGGGGACAUGACAGUAGUCAAACUCUGCCCCUUUUUACUCUUAAAGCCUCAUUGGUUCAGUGCAGUUUUUUAAAAUUCAGUUUCAGGGAGGUUUUGCAACUGAUUGGUAGAUCGACCCCUGUGUCUUCAAGGUGUGGCCAAUGGAAAUGCUUUGCUGAAGGCUCAGGCAGAGACAAUGAUUGGCCCAACACUUUUCUGUGGGUGGUCCUGAAAGGUCUGAAGGCAGCAGUGGGGAAGGGAGUUUUGGCCAGCAGAGGGCAGUGUCACUUCAAAAUGCAGUCAGAAAACCAUUCUUGCUGCUUUUGAAGCACUAGCGGCUCAGACCCUCUGUCCUGUUUGUCCUGAUGGAUGGUCAGUAUUGGGAGAGGACAGAGAGAAUGCAGCCCUGUUACUCUUAGUUUAUCAGCAGCCUUUGGUACCAUUGACCAUGGUACCCUCCUGGAUCGACUAAGUGGGAUGCAUACUGGAAGCACUGUAUUACAGUGCUUCCAUUCCUUCAUGUGAAGUCUUGUCCAGCUAGCAGCCUUGGGGGAGUACUCUUGGACUCCCUGAAAUUUGUGCUGUGGGGUUCCUCAGGGCACCAGUUUGUCCCCAACAGCAUUUAAUAUCUAUGUGAAGCUGCUGAGGGGGCGGUCAUUAAGAGCUUUGGAGCAUGUUGCCAUCAGAACACUGAUGACACACAGCUCUGUUUUUCCAUAACGUUUGAAACAGAAGAGGCAGUGCAAUCCCUGUGCUGCUGCUUUAAUGCAGUGGUGGACUGGAUGAGGUCUAAUAAAUGAGGUUUGAAUCCUGGGAAGAUGGAGACUGUAUGAGUAGGCAGUUUCCUUAUCUGGAAGACAGGCUAGUUGUCUGUUCUGGACAGGAUUGCACUCCCUCUAAAGGAGCAGCUAUGUAGCUUCUGGCUAUAACUUUGUCAUUAGAGGCCCAAGUGACCUCUGUAACUAAAAGGGUCUCUUACCAGCAUCAGCUAGUACACCACCUACAACCUUACUUGGACUGGGAUCACUUGGCCACUGUAGGCCAUGCAUUGGUAACCUCAAGACUGGAUUACUGCAGUGUGCUGUAUGUGGGGCUGCCAUUGGGCCUGCUACAAAAGCUCCAGCUAGUGCAGAAUGCUGUGGCAAGACUGCCAAUGGGAGCAGAGAGCUGACAGCAUGUGACACCCCUGUUAAAACAUCUAUACUGGCUGCCUGUUUGCCAUCGGGCCAGGUUCAAGGUUCCUGUGUUGCCUUGAACAACUUUGGUCCAGGUCAACAGGAGAAAUGCAAAUGAAAAAGCAUAUAAUUUCUUUUUGCAAAUUUGCAAACUGAUGUAGGAAUGGGGUAAACUUGAAAUUUGUGGAUGUUCAUGUACUUUUAAAUUAUUCCUGUGCUAUGGGGAUUAAUGGCAGGGCAACAAAAAUGAACUUUAUGAGCCCUUCUGGUUGCUGAGACACUUAUACUUCAAACCUGGAAGGAAAAAUACGGUCCGAAGAUCUUAACUCCCUUGCUACAUUUGAACGUACUUUUCAUAAAUAUCAACUUUGCCUGGAUACCUAUUCAGACAUUUCGACGGCAUCUAUCAAUCUAUAUUUGCAAACUAUGAGGGAUGUAUUGAUAUUUCUUUUAUUGUAAAUGAGCAGAUGUAUUGUAUGUGUGUUGAUUUUUCCCUUUUCCCUUUC